AUGGUUCAGUCCAAUGUGGACAGUCGUACAAGAACGCGCAGGACGAAACAUUCCGAAGAACAAGCACCGUUGGUUGAAUCGUAUCUUAACAGCAACAGCAGCACCAUAUAUCAUGGGAUUGAUGGCCCGGCUGCUUUUCAAGAUGACGUUCAGAAGAUAGGAAGUCAAGUGCAGAUCCUCACUGUUGGACAGUCUAGCCACGAUGAAGAUGAUGGAGAGAAAACGGCUAGUGGCCAACAACAGCAAAGCAAACAAGAUCUUAGAGCAGCAAUGCAGAAAAAAGAUCCCCAUGCAAAUACAUCCUGGUCCUCUUCCACCUCCCAAUCCAGUCUUGUCGCCUUGGACCAUGUUCCUGGCAUUUCUAGCAGCAUGAAUUUUGAUGAGGAAGAGGAUGAGGAAGAUGAAGACAGCUCCAGUUCUUCACAGUUAAACAGCAACACCCGGCCCGGUUCUGCCACAAGCAAGAAAUCCAACAAGGAAGCUGCGUCAGCCCCCAGUCCUUCCACAAAUGAGCCUCUCAUAGAUGUCGAUGACCUCGAGGAAUUUGCCAUAAGACCUGCUCCUCAGGGCGUCACCGUCAAAUGCAGAAUCACAAGAGACAAGAAGGGAAUGGACCGAGGGAUGUACCCUACUUAUUACCUCCACUUGGAAAGGGAGCAUGGUAAAAAGGUGUUUCUGUUAGCUGGAAGGAAACGAAAGAAGAGUAAAACCUCUAAUUACCUCAUCUCCAUAGACCCAACUGACCUGUCUCGGGGUGGAGAGAGUUUUAUUGGAAAACUGAGAUCAAAUCUUAUGGGAACUAAGUUUACAGUUUAUGACAAUGGAGUAAAUCCAAUGAAGACAACAUCAAGCCUGGAGGCGAGUAUCCUGCGUCAGGAGCUAGCUGCCAUUUGUUACGAAACAAAUGUCUUGGGGUUUAAAGGACCUCGUAAAAUGAGUGUGAUCAUACCAGGAAUGAAUAUGGACCACGAAAGAGUUUCCAUCAGACCACGAAAUGAACACGAGACGCUUCUUGCAAGAUGGCAGAACAAAAAUACAGAGAGUGUCAUUGAGCUGCAUAAUAAAACGCCGGUCUGGAACGAUGACACCCAAUCCUAUGUUUUAAACUUCCACGGGCGAGUCACACAGGCCUCAGUGAAAAACUUCCAAAUUAUUCAUGAUAAUGAUCCUGACUACAUCGUGAUGCAGUUUGGCCGCGUGGCUGAGGAUGUGUUCACCAUGGACUACAACUACCCGAUGUGCGCGCUACAAGCCUUUGCUAUUGCCCUUUCAAGUUUUGACAGCAAGCUGGCUUGUGAGUAAAGGGGCAUGGGUGAGCAUCCUCUCAAAGGAAGCAGUUUGCCAUACGGUUCCCAAUUCCUGCUGGUGUCGCUUACGGUCCGUACUAAACAGGCCAGGGAAAGUGCAGUUUCGGAGGACCGCUCUAUUGCUGAAGAGAAAGUAAAAGGAAUCUUCUAAAAAUUCAGGACAUUCAGGAAAUAAUAUUUUCCUUUUUUUUUCCUGUCAUAUUUUUCUGGAAGUGUCAUCAAGUUUGUGUAAAUAGGAGUUCUAUCUCAUGUCCUUGAUUAUGUUAUGGAGAUGUGCCAUGAUGUACUGUACCGUGGCUCUAGUAGCACCAUUAUAACGGUGUCUUUUUUAAAUCCAGAAAGGGCGUGCACGCUCAAAAAAUUUCUUUUUACAUUUAAGAAUUAUUCCGAGGCUGCAAUCAUACCUUGAGGUUGCGUUCCUACAUCGACUAAUCA
Molecule: messenger RNA, 1742 nt
Organism: Balearica regulorum gibbericeps (East African grey crowned-crane)
Lineage: Eukaryota; Metazoa; Chordata; Aves; Gruiformes; Gruidae
Source: RefSeq, a predicted model, not a curated record